Messenger RNA from Adineta ricciae, 1371 nucleotides. The record is from the annotation of a GenBank genome assembly. Lineage: Eukaryota; Metazoa; Rotifera; Eurotatoria; Adinetida; Adinetidae.
AUGCUGAUUCAACGGCUUUCAUUGGCUCUCAAAUAUCAAAUGGAUCAUUCUUUAACUGAAAGAGCAGAUACAUGUCCAGUAUGUGCGGAAGAUUCAGUGACAUUGCAUCAAUGUUGUCCAAACAAGAAAGAUAGUUUGUGUGAGCCGUGCUGGUCGAAAAUAAUCUCCGGAGAAAUAGAAAGAGGACGUAUAGGCUCGUUAUUUCUUGGAGAAUUAUUGUGCAAUUUUUGUAAUAAACCAAUUGAACGUAAUCGUCUACCGAAAGAUCUUCAAAGUCGACUUAAUAAUAUUCUUCUAACCAUUCCACGAACAAAAACACCGAAAUCAAUUGAAGACUUCAAUUAUUCGUACAAAGACUCCAAUCAUUUAACCCAUAGUUUAACUAAUGAGAAAUUUGUCUUCCUCUCCCAACGUCAUUACAAUGCCUUGGGUGCUUGUAUAGAUGUUUACAUACAAUCAGUAAUGAAAAGUGAUCAAUGGAAUUACAAAGAAAUUUGGUUGCCAGAAAAGAGCGAAAAUGUAGACGAUCAUCAUGAUCAAGUCAACAUAUUUACUUCAAAUGAUUUUGAAACAAAUGAAAACGGCUGUCUGAUUUUACUUCAAGGUUCUGGUGUUGUACGUCUAGGUCAAUGGGCACGCUCAUGUUGUAUCAAUGAAUCACUUGAUAUCGGAAGCAUGUUUCCAUACAUGAAGAAAGCCAAGGAACAUGGUUUAUCUGUGAUCAUUCUCAAUCCAAAUCAAACAAGCUAUGUUGAAAAGCAAAUAUGUGAUAAUGGAACUACAACGCUUUCAGAUAGAAAAACAAAUUCCACUGAACAACAGUCAUCUGCUACAAACAGACAAGCAGAUGACAAGAAGACAACGGACUCUGAUAACGACUUGAUUUCUUAUUAUUUAUCUCCCGAUCCACUUCCUUAUCCAAUAACAAAAAAGAUUCCAAAUUUAUCAACAAACCGUGAACAUGUUCUUCAUGUAUAUGAUAAUGUCAUUUCCAAAUGUCCGGCGAAGAAAUUCUAUAUUGUUGCACAUUCAGCUGGCGGUGAUGGUCUAAUGUUUUUACUGCGUAAACGUCAAAAUACUAUUUUAAAAAAGACGUGGAAAGUUGCAUUUACUGACUCAGUUCAUUCUGUUUUGCCAUUGGAAUCGAAUGAAAUCAAAAAUUUCCUCAAAUUACAUGCUAUUCACUUUGUUGCCAGUGAUCAACCAAUGGGAGAAGAGCUGGAUUCAGUCUACGAUUUUUCACAUGGAUCAGCUUGUCAAGAAGUAUCCGCUGGACAUCCUAAGCACGAAUACACAUCUGGAUACUGUGUCGAGGGAGUUUUUAACUUUUUUUUCCCAUCUGAUCAUAAUAUUGAUAGAACAGCUUUUUAA